UUGCCCGACCGGGGAGGGGGAGACUUCCGACUGGGAGGGGUUUUGCCCGGCCGAUCGACAAAACGAGGGCAGGUCUGGGAGCGAGGAGCGUUUGACUGUGUUGCUUGUCGUUACCAAGAAUUCACCGAGGGCCUCCGUAGUUCUCUGAUGCCUCCCAAAAGAAAAGGAGCUAUGAUGGCAAAGAGAUCUCAAGGUCAACCCGGACCUUCCUGCGAAAGAAGAGAAUCAGAUGGGAGAAGAACAAGAAAGAAACCAGAGAGAGAACAAAGUUCACAACCGGUAAAGAAGAAGCGGAAGGCACAGUCUGCUGGAGGAAUACCUUCUCCAGAGAGAAAAGUUGUGGUGACUGCAGGCCAAAGAGCAAAGUGGCAGCCAGUUCCAGAGAGCAUUAGAGCGCGCCUGCAAUCCAUCAUGCGUGGAGUAAUAUUAACUAUUGUUUAUGAAAGUACCCAAAGCCAAGGACAAAUUGAAAAGCACUUAAACUGCAUCAAGGAAAGGCUUGUGAAACACUUUGAGACUCUGAAAGUCCCUGUAAAGAAACGAGGUGUCCUGAAAAGUGUCCAGAAGCUUCAGUCGGAGGAAGAAGAAAAGAUUGCAGCAAUUGAAGCAGGCUUGGUGGAACUGCAGGACGCCAUAGGCACAUCGGUGGAAGAAGCAAAGGUCUUAGAUGAAGAAAUCACAGAUCUUCAGAAAGAAGUAAAGGCGUUAAAACGUGAGUUGGCAGCAGAAGAAGAGAUGAUGCAGAAGCUGUUUUUGAAAGAAAGCAAUGAUGUUCUUGCUCUCCCUAAACUCCAGAAAGAGAGCCUUGAAGCACCUCUUCUUCAGGAGCUGAUAUUAAAGAUCCCGAACCAAAAAGGUGUCCUUACAGACUUGAACAAAAUUCAGCAGUCAAAGGAGAUGAAGGCUAUGUUGGUUUCUCUUGAACAAGCCUAUGAAAAUAUGGACGAAUAUGUCCAAAAACCUAACAUUUUGAAGUCGGAACCGCUGUGAUUCUUCCUGAACAGACCUCCUAAACAAAGUUACACGGAUCCUGCACAUCAAAGAACCAAAGCAUAUGCUGCAACUCAUUUUCCUCUUACGAGAAAGCUCAGUGUGAAUCAGUUGGUUUGCAAACUCUGGAACGCUGGUGCCCUGUCUUUCCCAAAAUUUCCCAAUAUCUUGAAUUCUGGCAUGUCUAAUAUCCACAGUUUCUGUGUAAAAACAGGUUUUUUGCUUCUUGCUGCACCUGAAUUCACCAGGUGAUGUUUUCCCUUUUGUAUUGUCAAGACCUUGACUAUUACCAUAUUCAUGACAUUCCACACCUCAAAGAUGGCAACAGGCUAUCUUUGUACAGUCGGACAAUAUUUGUAUAAUACUGAACAUUUGUCUUUCUCAACCCUGCUCUUUUUCCGGAGAACUGAAUAAAACUGUUUAAAUGCAA
Molecule: messenger RNA, 1420 nt
Organism: Sphaerodactylus townsendi
Lineage: Eukaryota; Metazoa; Chordata; Lepidosauria; Squamata; Sphaerodactylidae
Gene: CENPQ
Product: centromere protein Q
Exons: 10
Coding region: 148-990 (280 amino acids)
Source: RefSeq, a predicted model, not a curated record